CUUAAAGUUGCUACAGUUUUAGUUUAAAGUAAUAAGUCCUCCAAAUCGUGCGCAAUGUUUAGAGUUCGCGAAUAACAAGACGUUCGACCAUGGAUAUCCAUCGGCUUCUCCCAAACUCGAUCCUCAUUGCCGUCUCGAUCAUUCUUGUUUUAUCGCUUCUGGAUGAUACUUGGGCACUCAAAUGCCGUACCGAGGAUGGUCCAAGUAGCGAUGAGAUACGAAAAGUGAUACGCGUCUGUAUGAAACGAAUUUCUUCGGAAUCAGAGAACAAAAGCAGCAACGAGUAUGAGAACUAUGAUUCAUCCUACUUGAAUUCGGACAGCGACGAGGAUCGAGAAACAAGCACCGAUGGAAACGUUCGACGCCAGGUCUCUGGAGGAGGUCAAAUGGAAAACACGAAACGAAAUGGUGAACAAAUGGGCAUGGGGAGGGACUCCAGCAGAAACAAUGAUGAUCGCCGAGGGAAUGGUAAAAAUCGCCAGGACAAUGGAAGACGCAAUGAUCGCGAUCAAGAGUAUGAUUACGGUCCUUCAAGACGAAGAAUGGAUGAUGGGCGGAAUCAGUAUGGAAGAUAUAAACGCCAGUACUACAAUGAUGGAUCGCAAGGAGGUUACGGAUACAGCGCCCAACAAAACGAACGAUACAACCGUGACCGCGAUAAUUUUAUGCAACCAAGCAGCAAUUCUUCCGGCAAUGGAACCUCCAACACGGAACGUGAUCGAGCAUGCAUGAUGCAGUGCUUUUUUCAAGAAAUGAAGAUGACCAACAAUGAAGGAUUUCCUGACAAACACAAAGUUCUGCACGUGGUAACGAAGGAUCUAAGGGAUUUCGAUCUGCGUGACUUCUACACGGACUCCAUACAGGAGUGUUUUCACAUGAUUAGUAUGGACAACAAACUCAAAGAUAAAUGCGAUUACUCGAUGAAGUUUGUUAUGUGUCUUGCGGACCGCGGUCAGGCCAAUUGCAACGAUUGGGACAAUGAAACGAUCAUGUUUUAGCGCACCCACUGGAUAAACUUCACACGCACCAGCAUCGCAAUGUCUCUCAUACACCGAAUUAAGCAAUUAAAUAAAAGCCAUGCAAAUGUAACAAUU
Molecule: messenger RNA, 1094 nt
Organism: Armigeres subalbatus
Lineage: Eukaryota; Metazoa; Arthropoda; Insecta; Diptera; Culicidae
Product: general odorant-binding protein 71-like
Exons: 1
Coding region: 90-998 (302 amino acids)
Molecular function (GO): odorant binding
Source: RefSeq, a predicted model, not a curated record